Messenger RNA from Ixodes scapularis (black-legged tick), 924 nucleotides. Its product is annotated as putative fatty acyl-CoA reductase CG5065. The record is from RefSeq and is a predicted model, not a curated record. Gene Ontology annotation, biological process: long-chain fatty-acyl-CoA metabolic process. The coding region runs from base 1 to 924 and encodes 307 amino acids. NCBI's taxonomy places the organism in Eukaryota, Metazoa, Arthropoda, Arachnida, Ixodida, Ixodidae. The transcript is spliced from 8 exons. Gene Ontology annotation, molecular function: alcohol-forming very long-chain fatty acyl-CoA reductase (NADP+) activity. Gene Ontology annotation, cellular component: peroxisome.
AUGCCAAAUAGAUUCGUUUUGAAGGUGCCACAAAUUGUGAAGCAUUCAGAGGUGCAGCGCUUCUAUCAAGAUGAAGUCAUCUUUAUCACAGGUGCGACUGGUUUCCUUGGAAAGGUUCUUGUUGAAAAACUGCUGCGUUCAUGCCCAGGAAUCGAGCGGAUUUACCUGUUGAUCCGCCCAAAAAGGGAUUUGAGUCCACGAAGAAGGUUCGAACUUUUCUUAAGACCAGCGUGCUUCCAGCGGUUGCGCCAAGAAUGCCCAUCUAGCUUAAACAAGCUAGUGGUCGUCGAUGGCGACAUCAGAGAAGAGAAACUGGGCUUGAAAUCCGGUGACUACGAGCGCUUGGCUUCAGACGUGUCCAUGGUAUUUCACUCUGCGGCAACUGUCCGGUUCAACGAACCCUUAAGAAACGCUGUGAAAAUUAACAUGGAAGGCACCAAAAAUGUGCUGGAUCUUUGCCAUAAUAUCAAGAAGAUUAAGGCUGUUGUGCAUGUUUCGACAGCAUCCGUCCACUGCGAUCUGGACGCACUGGAGGAGCGAGUUUACCCAUCCACGGUAAAGCCGGAUGACAUCAUUUCGCUCACAAAAACACUGAGCGAGGUGGAUCUCGUUAAAGCGACACCAGAGCUGCUCGGAGCCAAACCCAACACCUACACCUUUACCAAGACUCUGGCUGAGUCUAUCGUUGCAGAACAAGGACGGGGCCUUCCACUGGUCAUCGUCCGGCCUUCGGGUGUGUCCGCGUCCUGGAAAGAGCCAUUUCCGUACAUCGUGAUCGACACCCAGCUGAUCGUGGGCGGGGACAAGCGUGCCUUCGCCCUCUCCCCCGAGGACUACAUCGCCGGAGCGCUCACGCUGUACCUGUACGUCAUCAACGUGUUUCUCUUCAUACCCCAAUUCCUGUCCGUGUUGAGGGAAGAAUGA